Molecule: messenger RNA, 225 nt
Organism: Monoraphidium neglectum
Lineage: Eukaryota; Viridiplantae; Chlorophyta; Chlorophyceae; Sphaeropleales; Selenastraceae
Exons: 1
Coding region: 1-225 (74 amino acids)
Biological process (GO): protein K63-linked deubiquitination
Cellular component (GO): endosome; membrane
Source: RefSeq, a predicted model, not a curated record
AUGCUGGACGAGGCUGUGGCCAUCGUCAUGGCCCCCACCGACAGCCGCAACAAGUGCGGCAUCUUCCGCCUCACCACGCCCGGCGGCCUGCAGCUCGUCCAGAAGUGCCCGCUGCGCGGCUUCCACACGCACCCGCCGACGGCCACGGGGCAGGAGGUGUACGAGCUGUGCGGGCACGUGUACCUCAACCCGCGCACGAAACACGACGUGCUGGACCUGCGGUAG